Molecule: messenger RNA, 729 nt
Organism: Acaulospora colombiana
Lineage: Eukaryota; Fungi; Glomeromycota; Glomeromycetes; Diversisporales; Acaulosporaceae
Source: the annotation of a GenBank genome assembly
AUGUCCCUUUACUCCACAGAUCAGAUUAACGAAUUUAAUAGCAACAAUUAUGUUCAGGUCAAGCCGAACAAAAUGAUACGUGCUGAACUUCUACAAAAAAAAAUCGCGCAGCAAAAGAAUCCACAAUAUAUUCGAACAAAGCCCAAUAAGAUAGUUCGAACCAGGCCUUUUCAGUCAGCUAUCAAUGUAGCCGCUGGGUCUGAUAGAGCCUCACCCGUAACUGUUUCUAUCAAAAUAGAUAAAGCUUCAUCCGUCACUGCUCCCAUUCAAGCGGACAACGAUAAAGUCCCAUCGGCUAUUAGAAAACCCUCCUCUCCCGUUGUCAGUUCGACGAGAGACUGUUCGAGCCAUCUUCGGCCACGCUUAAUCCCGCUCAGACCUCGCAUAAAACCCAAUAAUAAAUACACCCGACCAGACAUAGAUAAAAAGAAGAUCGAGAAAGAGGACAGCUCAAGAGCCCCUUAUUGCCAAUACUUCGAUAAGGAUAAAUAUUGUCCAUUGGGAGAGGAAUGCAAACUAAAACAUGAAUGGCGCCUCGCUAAUUUUGAUGAGGAUGAGAAUGAGCAGACAAAUGCAUCAUCAUCUGAUAGCAACGAACUUGGAAAACGUAAGCGGGAGGAUGAUUUAAAGAGGAAAAUUAGGAUCAGACAACCUGGAGAGGACAUAGACCCAUUCAAAGCGCAAUUCGACUACAUCUCAUUAGAAAAUUACCCUACUGAUCCUAAAUAG